UUUAAGACAGGCUAUCUGAAUAAGUAGCUUGUUUCCAUGGUAGCGCGCACAGCGUCGGGUCCUAAAGGGGUCCUACUUCAUAAACAGUCGCAUUCUCUUGCCAGUUUUAGGAAAUUGCUGUUGUCACCACAGAUACUUAACCUAAAACUCCAUAACUCCAGUCGCCUGCUUUAUAAUACAGAAAGGAGUCGCCUUGUUACCUUACUCAAUUUCACCGAGGUAUUAUUCGCCAAAAGGUAACCCCCGACUCGUACUGGACUUGUAGUUGUUGGACUACAAACACAAUGUGACGUCAUCACCUGCAGCCUCAUCAUCGUUUGACAAACAUUCAAAAUUGUUGGCGGUGAAAGUCGCUGACAUUCACUGCAAUGGCUCCUCUCAAAUUUGUCAUUAAGUGUGGGAACUUUGCUGUGCUGGUGGAUCUCCACAUUCUGCCCCUGGGCGGCCAAGAAGACGCCAGCUGGUUUACUACGCACCACAUCGAGGAGGUUACAGCCCUGGUUCGAGAUGCUGUGGACCGGAGGGUUAAGCAGUACACAGAGUUCCUCCACAAUAGAAGACAGCCCAAACAGAAGAAGGAGCUGGCACCUGCUCCAGCCUUUUUUAUAAAAGGACAACACUUCAACCUGGUCGCCAAUUUUCUGAAACGGCACGUCAACCUCAGAUGUAUUGUCAAGCAGCUCUAUGGGGAUAUGCGUGUGUUUCCUGAACGCUAUGUUGUGUGUGUGAGCUGUCCAGAGGAUGCCUCAGCGCACCAUGGAAACCCGAGCCUGGCCGCGACUGAACUGAGCGAACAAAGCCGAUCUGAAUAUUUUUCCAGAGCGGGAGAAACCCUAGAGCCUUUAAACAGCCCCACAAAAACAAAGAAGACUGUGCUUCAAAAGCUAGCCAAACAAGUGAGUGUCCAGCGAGAGAUCCAUGGUUCCAGUGUGGGGGAGCAGCAGGUUGACCAGAGAGCCUGUCCCAAAAAACAAAGGGGGGAAAUUAAAGCUGGAGAGUCAGAAUCAAGCCCAGAAGAGACUGUGUCCUGCCCUGCACAGAAGACCCUCCCAGAGGCAGAACACAUGGUGCCUUGCCCCAGUGCCUUAAAGGAAGCCGUGGCUCAGAUUGAGACAACUAGAAAGCAGAGACUGACCCAGGAGCAGCAGACUGAGAACAGUCCUCCAGACAGCAUCACCCCAAGUGGGGCCUCAGUAGUCUGCUGCCAACAAGAAAUCAGUCAGGAGACGAGAAAGAGCAAGAGGUGCAAGCCAAGCGAUGCAGGGGAAGACCCUCACCCACAGAGGGCCAAGAGGACGUGCUUUGGAAGACCUCCAGCCGCAAUGCAAACUCACGCCACCGAGUGCUCCACACAAACAUCCAAGCAUGACCUUCCUCCUCUGCCGCCCCUUCCUCUUGUCGAAGCCAAGGCAGAGUCCAAGGCUUUCCCAGUCUCCGAGCGCAAGAAAACCACACUGGAAGUAGAGCUGCUUACUCCAGGGAAACGGGCCCAGAGGCUCUCCCUCACAAGCAAUAACACGGCACAGACAAACCAAAACAGGCUGGCCGCAAGUCUGAGGGGCCUAUCUGUCAAGCCUGCAUCCUCGGGCUCCUCUAUUAGUUCCAGAUCCACGCUCGCAGAGGAGGGGAGAGAAAAUGUGCCCAGAACCUCGAGAUUACGGCGAAUGAAGAGGUCCUGAGGGGGGAGUGACAAGCUACAGUAAAGAUGCCUGACGCCACAGCGAUAGAGACGAUAUUGUGUCAGGCUACAUGUUUACCACACAUGACAUGCAUUUGUACACGUGUCACAUUUUUACUACACUAUCUAAUCGUUUUACAUGUGCACGCACGCACACACAGAUCAAAUGCUGAACACAUUAAGGCAUUUGAUGCAUGAGCGUUUGAGUUACGCUUUGUCAAAUACUAGAAACAGACUGUGCCUCCACCCAUAAGUAGUGGUAGUCAAGAGAGGCUCGCAAAUGAAAGUCAAAAACCUUUAAUUGGAGUUUAGAUUUGGUUUUGUGUUAAAGAUUGGGGAUUUCAGACAGGCAGGAGCCAUGCAGUACGUCAUGGCUCAGUCUGAAACACUGGCUCCUACGUGUCUGAAAACUGUCCACUUUCCCCGCUGAAGCUCUGCUGUGAUGGAUUGCUGUUUCCAGAUUUAUUUCAUCACCCCAUUUUCAAAAAUUCACUUAUGUAGUUAGAUUUCAUUCAUACACAAUUUUGCUCAUUGCUUAGUUGCUAAGCACCUGAAAUGUAUCUCGCAAUUUGAGGGUAAUAUGCAGCUUUUAUAUUGAACUUGAACUAAGUGUGUGGGUAUAUUAGUGGUUUUAUUUGAGAGGAGCAGGAUGUCUACUGUAUCACAGGUUAAAUUGUAACUGCUGUCCCAAGGCUCAUUUGGCUGGGACCCAAUGGAGCAUGGGGUAACUAGAGUCAUGUAAAGCCCAGGAUGUUCCACUUGAUGACAUGUUGCCCAAUUAAAUUACUCCUGAUUUUAUGUUUUUUUUAUACUGGAAAGACUUUGAUAUAAAUGUUUUUCCCCCAGGAAAAGAUAAUCUCUGAAUCUUUGUGGAAAUAGGUACAUUUUCUGGAAGCAGCCAGAAUGAACUAACAUGAACAUCUCUGCAGACUGGCUGAUGCUCAGGACACUUUGACAGUGAUGUUACUAAUAAACCAGUGCUUCUCUCUU
This is a messenger RNA of Cottoperca gobio, 2668 nucleotides long. RefSeq names its product SLX4 interacting protein (gene slx4ip). Lineage: Eukaryota; Metazoa; Chordata; Actinopteri; Perciformes; Bovichtidae. The record is from RefSeq and is a predicted model, not a curated record. The transcript has 8 exons. Bases 369 to 1679 code for a protein of 436 amino acids.